AUGCGCACGCCGGGACGGCGGGCCCUCCUCGCCCCCGGGGGCCCGGCGCCCCCGCGACUGCUCCUCGGCCUGCUUCUGGGCGUGCUCCUCCUGGCCGGCUGGCCGGCCGUGGCCGCCGACAGCCACUACCUGGUGGAGGCGCCCGAGGCCCCGGGCUGCCGGUCGGACCCCUUCAUGACCGGGCUCCUGCCGGGAGAGGGCCCGGCCUGCACGGACGUCACGCCCGGCCGGUGGCGCGUGGACCCACGCGACCGGCACGUCGCCCAUCUGGGGGACAUCCGCGCCGGGGUGCUCUUCAACUCGUGGGGCUCCUCCGAGGGGGCGCUCGCCGGGGUGCCAUCCAGCCCGGAUGUCGGGCCCCUGCCCCUGGCGUCGGCCAGCCGGGAGCCGCUCUUCCUGUGGCAGAAGGGCGCCCAGCUCCCCUGUCCUGGGCCCGGUUAUGGGCCCCUCCUGCUGGCCGGCCAUGCAUCCGGCCGGGACACGGUCACCGCGCUGGUGCAAUUCAAAACCGGCCCCGAGUCCACCUUCGCCACGGUGACGCACAAUGCCGCCACCCGGGGCUGGGGCCCGCUGGCCAUGCUGGAUGCCAAGCACCCGGUGGAGCUGGCGGUGCCCGGCCUGCCGGGGCACCUUUUCGUGGCCCUCGAAAAGGGCUGGGCCUGGGUCCGGGCCGGGCAGCCGGCGCAGACGGUUUCCCUCGGGGCCAAGCCCAUCGCCCUGGCGGCCACGCGCUUCCUCUCGGCCGACCCCGGCCACAUGGACUUGGUGGUGAUGCUGAGCGACCGGCUCCUGGUGUAUGUCGGCCUCGGGGAUGAUGGCGCGGUGCCGGGGCCGCUGCAAAGCAACGCCCUCUCCGGCAAUCAAAAGUCCCUGGCCGCCUUCCUGGUCCCCCCGGUGCAGGACGCCGCCCACCCGGGCAAUGCGCUGCUGCUGCUGCUGCUGCUGCUGCACAACAAGCGCACCCCCUGGCGCGUGCGGCACCAGCCGACCGCCGGCGGGGCCUUCGCCUGGCAGCGCGUCCGGUGGGCCGAAAACAUGGACCUCAAGCCGCACAAUGCCAAGCCCGUGGUGUGGGCCCCGGGCGCCGGCCGGCCGGAGAUCCUGGCCCUGGUCAUCCACCACCGGACCUUCUUCCUGGAUGGGGACCCCGCCUGCGCCACCGACCGGUCGAUUGUGUGCAGCCCCAGCGCCUUCGGGAGCUGUGUGCCGGCUGUGCGGAUGGCUUCUUCUCCGUGGUCCUGGGCCCUGGCCAUCGAUUGCCUGCCCUGCGCGGUGACCAACUGCCGGACAUGCCCCGACGCCAGUGGCACCUGCCUCGUGUGCGCACCCGGCUUCCUCCUCCACCGGCCAGGCCCCGGCCAGGCGGAUGUCUGCACCGGCAGCUGCCCGGCCGGGACGCAGGCCGCCGGCGGCGUCCUCGCCAUCCAGGCCGGCAUCCUGGACGCCUCGCCCGGAGGCGUGGCCGCGGUGUGCUCCUCGCGCACGUUCCUCCAAGACCGACGCCUCCACGUGAGCAAUGCCUCCCUGGCCGCCGGGGCCAGGACGUCCUCCCUCCUGGCCAUUGCCCUUGGCAAUAUGCUGGGCGUCGUGGACUUGGGAUCCCGGCGCCAGAACCCGGCCGGGCCGCUGGCCGUCACCCAGCUCCACACCCUGGCCCCCUUGGAGAACAUCACCCAGCUGUUCGAGCUGGCCCCCCGCCUGCAGGCCGGCGCCGUGCGGCUGGACCUCAUCAUCCGCACCCGGUCGAGCGGGCUCUUCCGGGCCACCCUCACAUGCACCCUGCCGGGGCCCGCCCCCGACCAGGGGUGCGACGUGCAGCUGGGGGCCCCCCGGUCCGUGGCCGGCACGGCUGCCUUCCCGCUGCCGGGCCACCCGCUGGGCCCCUGGACCCUGGGCUUCGGCGACAUGGUGGUGGAAUUCCACCCGGACGGGUCGCACACCAUUGUCCGGCUGCCGGAGUCGGCGGCCAUGCUGCCGCAUUGGGACCCGAGCACCGACGAUCGCCGGGCAUGGGUGUGCCACCGUUCGCGGGCCAGCCUGGUGGCCCAUGCCUGGGACUCGCUGCUCCACUCCCCCCAAGGCCGGAGCCUGCCCCUGGCAGCCACCCCGGUCCCGGCCGACGGGUGGAAGGUCCUGGGCAUGGGGGACGGGUCGCGCUCGGCGCCGGAGCACCUCCAGCCCGGCAUCCUGCACACGGGGCUGGCGUCGCUCAAUUCCCAGGUAUACUGGGCGGUGGUGCACCACCCGGCCGGCAUGGGUCCCCAGGGCCGGACCCGGGACAUCCCCGGCGCCGGGCGCCUCCUGGCUCGGGUGCCGGUCGCUUGGCCGGCGGCCGGGGUGGCCCCGGUGGCGGCGGCCAUGCUGCCGCUGCACGACCUGCCCCACUACCCCGGGGCCGUUGCUGGCCGGGCCCUGCCAGCCGGGCCCCCGGGCCCUGAGCAGCCUGCCCGGCCUGCCGGACCUCGGGCCGGAUGCCAUCCUGACCACGGCCCCCGGGCCCUGAGCAGCCUGCCCGAGUGCCCGGCCGGCACCUUCGGCCCCGAGUGCGCCCCCAGCGCCGGGUCCUGCCGCACCUGCACCGGGCCCACGCCCGACCAGUGCACCGACACCCGGUGCGACCGGCUCCUGCCCCACGCGCCGGACGCCUGCCUGCCCCGGUGCCCGGAGGGGCUGGUCCCGGAUGGGAGCGGCGCCUGCCGGUGCCAGCCCGGCUGCGCGGCCUGCGCCCCGGCCGCCGACGAGGGGUACAUUUGCACCGCCUGCCCCGGGGGCCAUGCCCUGGGCCCGGGCGACCCGACGCGCUGCCACCCCUGCGACCGGCUGUGCGCCGAGUGCACCCGGCCGGGGGACCCGGGCGCCGGUGUCCGGUGCGCCCUGCCCGGGGACCUCCUCCAGCCGAGCCGGACCUGUGCCGGGACCUGCCCGGAGGGCACCCGGCCCCAGGCCGCCACGCGGUCGUGCGAGCCCUGCACCGAUGGCGGGUGCGCCCAGUGCGCCGGGGCCCCGGACGCCUGUGUCACCUGCCGCCCGGGGUUCCGCUGGGCCACCGGGGCCCCGCCGGUCGGCAGCCCGGCCACCGGGGCCUGCAUCGCCUGCCCGGACUGCCAGGCGGGCUACCUCCUGCUGCCGGACACCGGCACCUGUGCCAGCGGCUGCCCGGCCGGCAUGGCCCCGGAUGCCGCCGGCCGGGCGUGCGCCCCCUGCCACGGGUCCCGGGCCGAGUGCUCGGCCCCGGGCAGCCCCGCCGCCCGCACCGUCUGCCCGACCGGCUGCCUGCAGUGCUCCCGGGCCGACGUGUGCGAGGUCUGCCCGGCCGGGCACUCCGACCCCGGCGACGGGUCCUGCGCCCCGUGCCACUCCUCCUGCGCCCCGUGCCACUCCUCCUGCGCCGAAUGCACCGGCGGCGAUGCCUGCUCCGCGUGCAAGCAGGGGCUGGUCUUCCUGCUGGAGGACCCGCUGGCCCGGUCGCUGUGCGGGGCCGCCUGCCUGCCAGGGCAGUACACCGGGCCGGGCCGGUGCCGGCCGUGCGCCGACGCCUGUGCCCUGUGCUCCGGCGGGCCGGAGGCGUGCACGGUCUGCGGCCCGGGCCACCGGUGGGCCGCCGCCCCGGCCACCCCGCCGCAUGGGACGGCCGCCUGUUGUGUGGCCGUCUGCCCGGGCGCCACCUACCCCGAUGGCGGGUCCGCCACAUGCCAGCCCUGUGACUCGCGGUGUGCCGGGUGCGCCGGGCCCACCGGCGCCGAAUGCACGGCCUGCAUCGCCGGGCUGGAUGCCCUCGCCGGCCCGGCGGAGGGGCUGGUCACCGGCGUGUCGGCCUGCCCGGCCGGGGCCUUCCGCCCCCCGGGCGAGGUCGCCUGCCAGCCCUGCGACCCGGCCUGCGCCGAGUGCAAUGGCCCCACCGAUGGGCACCGCUGGCGGUGCACCGGGUCCGUGCUCCAGGCGGGCCGGUGCGUGCAGGAGUGCGCUGCCCGGCAUGUGGCCAUCGGCCAGCGGUGCCUCCCCUGCCAUGCCUCCUGCGAGGCGUGCUCCGGCACCAAGUCCACCGAGUGCACGGCCGGCUGCCCGGCCGGGCUGCUGGCCCUGCCGGCCGGGGCCACCCCCAUGCGCUGUGUGCCCGGCCGCCCGGUCGGGUACAGCACUUCGGCCGCCGGGUGCGCCGCAUGCCCGGCCAAGUGCGCCAGCUGCCCGGCCGACGCGUCGGCCUGUGCCCUCUGCGACCGGGGCUGGCUCCUGGAGGCGUCGGCCUGUGUGCUGACCUGCGCCCCCGGGUCCUCGGCCCUGGGCGGGGUGUGUGCCACCUGCCAUGACACAUGCGCCACCUGCCACGGCCCGGGGCCCGAGCACUGUCUCGCUUGCAGCCCGGCCCGGCCAUUCCUCCCGGCCGGGGUCUGCCUGGCCGACUGCCCGGCCGGGACCUUCCCCGCCGGGGCCACCUGCCAGCCAUGUAGGCCCUCGUGCGCGGCCUGCUCCGGGCCCGGGGCCUCGGACUGCACCGCCUGUCCCGACUCCCGGGUCCUGGCCCUGGAUGGAUCGUGCAUUGGCGCCUGUCCGGCCGGGCAAUUUGCCGGACAGCGCCCGGCCCCGGGCGGGCGUGCGUGCCGCGCCUGCUCGCCGGCCUGCCGGCUGUGCCAGGGCCCGGACCCGGGCGAUUGCAUCGCCUGCCCGGAGGGGCACCUCCCGCAGGAGGGCCACUGCGUGACCUCCCGCUCGGCCGGGCACUUUGCCGGUGCCCUGGCGGCCGCUUGCCCGGCCGGCUGCACCGGCUACCUGUCGGCCUUCGACCCGGACGCCGCCGCGUGCGCAUCGCGCUGCACCGACUGCGAGCCCGGGCUCCUGCUCUCGCCCCGGACCGGGCGCUGUGCCGGGGCCUGCUCGAUCGGGGAGUUCCUCCGGCCGGCUCGGUGGCCACCGAGCCGGCCGAGGCCCGGUGCACCGCCUGCGCCGAUGCCACCCACUGGCUGGACCACGCGGCCGGGGCCUGCCUGGCCGCCUGCCCGGCGCACUGCGAGCGCUGCUCCGCCGGGCCCGGCACCCCGGCCUGCGCGGCGCCCGGCCCCUCCGGGCCGCGUGUCUGCCCGGAGGCCGACUCCUGCCACGGCUGUGCCUCGGGCUUCCUGCUGCUGGCCCGGGCGUCGUGCGUGGAAGUGUGCCCGGACGGCUUCUUCCCCCAGUGGGAUGCCCCGGUGCCGGCCUGUGUCGCCUGCCACCCCGAGUGCUCGGCCUGCGUCGGCCCGGCGCGCGAGGACUGCCUCACGCCGGGCGAUGGCCUGGCACGCGACCGGCGUCUCGCCCUCGGCCUCGGCAUCGGCCUGGGCCUGCUGCUGCUGCUGGUGCUGCUCCUGGCCCUGGCGCUGUUCCUGCUGCUGCGCUCUCGCCGGGCCAAGAGCCCGAGGGACCUGUCGGAACCGCAUGAGAACUCGACGGUGCUCAACACGAUUGUCGUUGCCAUCCCCCGCAGAGCUGGCCCUGCCGGGCGCCAUGCAGGUGGACACCAUGGCGGACUUCGCCCCGGUCGAUGACGCCCUCGGGACCGGAGCCCAGGCCCGGGUGUUCGCCGCGCGCGCCAUCGGGGCCGGCAUCUCCGCGCGUCUUGGCUGCCCGGACACCGUGGCCAUCAAGCAGCUGAAAGACUCACCCAACCCCAUGCAUUUGCAAUCGCAAUCACCCCAGCCACCAAGAUGA
Molecule: messenger RNA, 5682 nt
Organism: Fonticula alba
Lineage: Eukaryota; Rotosphaerida; Fonticulaceae
Exons: 12
Coding region: 1-5682 (1893 amino acids)
Source: RefSeq, a predicted model, not a curated record